Messenger RNA from Synchiropus splendidus (mandarinfish), 1881 nucleotides. RefSeq names its product abhydrolase domain containing 11 (gene abhd11). Gene Ontology annotation, cellular component: mitochondrion. The coding region runs from base 102 to 1025 and encodes 307 amino acids. The record is from RefSeq and is a predicted model, not a curated record. Lineage: Eukaryota; Metazoa; Chordata; Actinopteri; Syngnathiformes; Callionymidae. The transcript is spliced from 6 exons.
CGCCCUCACGCAGCAUCAGCUGGACCGUCGACCUCCACUCUCCGCUGCUGGGAUCCUCUCAUGCGGCUCCGCAUCCUCCAGUCCACGGAGCGUAUGUUGCCAUGAGCGCCUUGUGUCACCUCGUCCGGAGAGGCCUGCCGAGCGGCCGGGCUCCGUGCCGGCUGUUCCCCGCAGUUGGGCUUCAGUGUGGCGCCUCGGGGGUCCGAAGGCUCGGCUCCAGACCCAGCCCCGUCAACCUCACCUACGACGUCUUCGACGGGAAGGGGGAGAGCACCCCGCUGGUCUUCCUGCACGGCCUCUUUGGCAGCAAGUCCAACUUCCACUCCAUCGCCAAGUCGCUGGUGCAGCGCACGGGCAGGAAGGUGCUGACGGUGGACGCCCGUAACCAUGGCAACAGCCCCCACAGCCCCGAGCUCACCUACGAGGCCAUGGCCGGGGACCUGAAGCACCUGCUGGCGCAGCUGCACAUCGAGAAGUGCGUGCUGAUUGGCCACAGCAUGGGAGGGAAGACCGCCAUGACCACGGCGCUCACGCAGCCGGACCUCGUGGAGCGGCUAGUGGUGGUGGACAUCAGCCCGGCCCAGACCUCCACCAGAACCAACUUCAGGUGCUACAUCCAGGCCAUGCAGGACGUGAAGAUCUCCACGGACCUGCCCCGCUCCACUGCCCGCCGCAUGGCCGAGGAUCAGCUGCGCGGCCUGGUGAAGGAGCACUCGGUGCGGCAGUUCCUGCUGACCAACCUGGUGGAGCUGAACGGCCACUACUCCUGGAGGGUCAACUUGGAGGCCAUCUCUGCUCACCUGGACAACAUCAUGAGCUUCCCCGACUUCCACACGGUCUACAGCGGCCCCACGCUCUUCCUGGGCGGAGCCAGUUCUGCUUACAUCAGCUCUGAAGAUUACCCCGAGAUCCAGCGGCUGUUCCCCCACGCCGACAUCCAGUACAUCCCGGACGCCAGCCACUGGAUCCACGCGGACAAACCCUUGGACUUCAUCAGCUCCAUCAGCUCCUUCCUGCAGUCCUAGCUGGCCAGGACUGCUGGACUCUGGUCCUCUGGGUCUCAGCUUCUGACCCCCACUGGACCCACUCCCCCUUUUACAGCAUAGUGAAGUGUAGAUUCGUGAGCAUCCUCAUCAUCACGGCGCCCGCAGCAGGGCUCCUCAGGUCAGUGUGGACGGACUGUAGCGACCCCUGGAGGAGGAGCAGCGCACUGAUCCAAAGAGAGACUCACUAACCUCAGGUCAACAGUCCCACCCCCUUCGUUCUUGGUUCUGGUGUCGUCCUGGUGUGUGUUCUGACCCGUAUAUGCUGCAUCGAUGUCGCGUAUCUAAUCCUUCUCUCUCUCUCCGUCAAACUGCCACGAAGGUGUUAGAUGGUGCCUCCGCACAGAGCCGCUCUCCGGCAGCUGGGUUGCCGGUUCUGUUCGUGUGACGGGGACCCGCUUGGGGGCCCCCGGGGGCCGAGCCCUGUGAAACGCUCAAGUGGCUGUCGGUGAUUCCUUGAGUGCAUGUCUCUCCUGUGCUUUUGGGUUGUUGCCAUGGAGACGGUGUUUACAUGGGAAGCUGUGUCUUUACAUUUAAACUGAUUCACUGUUCUAAUGUGUAAAACUAUAUUCUACAAUAAACAGCGGAGGUGAGGAGGUAUGUGGAUGAGUCAUGUGACACCCGAGGCUCUGGAACCUUCUGGACCUGGAGGUUUGAAGUCGCCUGAUCUCCAGCUUCAGAACAGGUUCAUAGAAACUGUGGCUCUUGGGUCCAAGCUGAGGCUGGGAUGGUGGGGGGAGGCGCAGGUGAGAAAGGUCAUGUGACCGGGAGCAGGACCUUCUCACAGGAGGAACAGUGAGGGAGCAACCUGGGAACAAGAGGACGGUAGCUUCCAGCC